Molecule: messenger RNA, 1769 nt
Organism: Grus americana (Whooping crane)
Lineage: Eukaryota; Metazoa; Chordata; Aves; Gruiformes; Gruidae
Gene: SLC35F4
Product: solute carrier family 35 member F4
Exons: 8
Coding region: 142-1602 (486 amino acids)
Biological process (GO): transmembrane transport
Cellular component (GO): membrane
Molecular function (GO): transmembrane transporter activity
Source: RefSeq, a predicted model, not a curated record
CGCCCCGGCGGCACCGCAAGCUACGGCGGCUGUGUCCGCACCGCCUUCCUCCUCCUCCUCCUCCUCCUCCUCCUCCUGCCGGCUCGGCUCCGCUCGGCUCGGCGUCCCGCCCGGCCGCCCCGCGCGCGGCUCCCGCCCUCUAUGGAUGGGAAGGCAGCACCCAACGGCGUGGCCACCAUCGAGGACAGGAUCUUGCGGAUCACGGGCUACUAUGGAUACUACCCGGGCUACUCCAGCCAGAAAAGUGCCUCACGAUCAUCUGUCAUCCAAUGCAAGCCAGGAGGCAACUGCCCCAGCAGACACAGAGGCAUGACUAGGCAGCUCUCCCCUCUAUCUGUUGCUGAAGAUUCUGCUGCUCCCAUUCUUGAGCUGCAGAAUCGAAGUCCCUCGGGAAUCUAUCGGCACAGCAGAGUCGAGAGGCAGAGCAGAUCAGGAGAGGAAGGAACACAAACGCACACAGAGAGCAGCAGCCAAGAAACUGAAGGACAGACACGAUGCCAGUCUUGCACAUCCACAUUUCUCAAGCUUAUCUGGAGAUUUCUGAUCAUUUUGUCCGUCUCCUCCUCCUGGGUCGGGACCACACAGUUUGUCAAAAUCACGUAUGAGACCUUUGACUGUCCUUUUUUCAUGACUUGGUUCUCAACAAACUGGAACAUUAUGGUUUUUCCCAUUUAUUAUUCUGGGCACCUUGCAACUGCACAGGAAAAGCAGUCUCCAAUCAAAAAAUUCAGGGAAUGCAGUCGGAUUUUUGGUGAAGAUGGUCUGACGCUGAAGCUCUUUCUUAAAAGGACUGCUCCCUUUUCUAUUCUGUGGACUUUGACUAACUACCUGUAUUUACUGGCUUUAAAGAAGCUGACAGCCACAGACGUCUCUGCCCUAUUCUGUUGUAACAAAGCUUUUGUCUUCCUGCUUUCUUGGAUUGUGCUGAAAGACAGGUUCAUGGGAGCAAGGAUAGUUGCAGCAAUAAUGGCAAUCACAGGAAUCGUAAUGAUGGCAUAUGCAGAUGGUUUCCAGGGUGAUUCAAUUAUCGGGGUAGCAUAUGCUGUUGGAUCAGCCUCUACAUCUGCAUUGUAUAAGGUUUUGUUCAAAAUGUUUCUCGGAAGUGCAAACUUUGGGGAAGCGGCUCAUUUUGUUUCUACCCUGGGCUUCUUCAAUUUAAUUUUCAUCUCUGUAACCCCGAUCAUACUGUAUUUUACGAAAGUGGAGUACUGGUCCCCCUUCUCUGCUGUGCCGUGGGGUUAUCUGUGUGGCGUAGCCGGCCUCUGGUUAGCUUUCAAUAUUCUGGUUAAUGUUGGCGUCGUGCUUACAUACCCCAUUCUGAUCUCUAUCGGCACAGUGCUCAGCGUCCCUGGAAAUGCAGCUGUGGAUCUGUUGAAGCACAAAAUGAUCUUCAGCGUAGUGAGGCUGGGAGCCACCAUCAUCAUUUGCAUUGGGUUUCUGCUGAUGCUGCUCCCUGAGGAAUGGGAUGAAAUAACCCUGAGGUUCAUCAACAGCUUGAAAGAGAAGAAAAGUGAGGAUCAUGCCGACGACAUCACAGACUCCAGUGUACACACGAGAAGCAGAAGUAGAGCUAAUGGGACAGUGUCUAUACCACUAGCUUAGGGCUGGUGGACUUUAACUGCACGCAGAUGUAUAUUCUGUGAAUAUAGCUUAAAUUUCCUCACUACUGGUAUGCUUAAAAAUGACAUUUACUCUGAACUGGGGAUGAACUGUAAGAUAAGAGAAAUACGUCUAUAAUAAAUGUUUACAUUUAUACACUUAUCAAGGAA